Mucor mucedo is the source of this 1509-nucleotide messenger RNA. RefSeq names its product kinase-like domain-containing protein. The record is from RefSeq and is a predicted model, not a curated record. Bases 1 to 1509 code for a protein of 502 amino acids. Gene Ontology annotation, molecular function: protein serine/threonine kinase activity; ATP binding. Lineage: Eukaryota; Fungi; Mucoromycota; Mucoromycetes; Mucorales; Mucoraceae. Gene Ontology annotation, biological process: intracellular signal transduction; peptidyl-serine phosphorylation. The transcript is spliced from 7 exons.
AUGCGCAUUGUGGGUCGUGGUGCUUUUGGAAAGGUCCGCAUCGUUGAACAUCGAGAAUCUCGUAGAUUAUAUGCAUUGAAAUACAUUGACAAGGAGGAAUGUAUUCGAAUGGACGCUGUGCGUAAUAUAAUUCGAGAACGAGUGAUUCUGGAGCAGCUGGACCAUCCCUUCUUAUGCCGGUUGAGGUUUGCUUUCCAAGACAACGAUUACAUGUACAUGGUGACUGACUUGAUGUUAGGUGGGGAUCUGCACUUUCACAUAUCACGUCAAACCUAUUUUUCUGAAGAUAUCAUUCGUUUUUGGUUUGCUGAAUUGGCGUCGGCUAUUAAAUAUCUUCAUCUGAAACGAGUGGUACACAGAGAUAUCAAACCACAUAAUAUUUUAAUGGACGAUAAAGGACAUGUUCACUUGGCCGAUUUCAACAUUGCCACUCAUCUUCAUGCACAUAGACCUUUGACUUCUAAUUCAGGGACAGGAUAUUAUAUAGCACCCGAGGUUUAUAAAGGUGGAGGAUAUAAUGAAGCUGUGGAUUGGUGGAGUUUAGGUGUCACGCUGUAUGAAUGUAUAUACCAAAAAAGACCGUUUGAAUAUGAAACUUCAGAGGAUUUACAGGCAGCGAUACGAAGAGGAUAUGUGAAAUAUCCUACCAAGGACCGUCAAGUGUCAGGCGAAUGUUUAGCAGUGAUACAAGGAUUUCUGGAAGUCAACCCCAACAAAAGAUUAGGAUAUGGCGAUGCGGGAUGGGCAGCAUUAGUACGACACCCAUUUUUUCGACCGAUCAACUGGAAUAAACUCGAGUCUAAAUCAAUACCACCUAUAUUUGUGCCUGCAACCCAAAACAACUUUGACCUAACAUACGAUCUAGAAGAGCUCUUUUUGGAAGAAUCACCACUGACAGCACAUACUACCAAACGAGUGCAUAAAUCCAAUCGAAAGAGUUUAAAUGAUGCGAUUACGAGUAAACGUGAACGUGAUCUAAAUAUGAUUGAUGAGAAAUUCAAAUACUUUGAUUUUACAAUCUUUGAAAAAUAUGAAGGAUUUAAAGACCAUGUUACAAUGACUGUUGGGGAUCCACCGGAUUGGGUUAAACCUGCUUUUGAGGGCGCGGAGCAAGGAGAUAUACUACCUAUCAAAAGAAUAAUGACAGGCAAUCAUGACUUUGAAGACAAUGUAGGUGAUAGUAACUGGCGAGGACCUAAUAAAUCCGCUUCCACUAGCAACAUUACUGCAAGUCCUGCUUUAGCUCUGGGCAAAUACGAUCAAGAUCAAAGCUGGAAAAGAAGCAGUAUGGGCGCAAUACGAAAAUUCAAUAAUAAUAAUAAUAAUAAUGGAAGUAGUAGUAAUUUAACUUCCAGCCCCACUGCUUUAGCUCAUAAUGAAUCUUCAACAAGUCUUAGCGAGGAAUAUGCAUUAUCAUUACAGGGCAUCCGUAAAAAGCAGAGUACCAAAAGUUUUCGUGAGAGAAGGGAAAGAGAUAGAAAAAGUAUUCAAGUCAUUCAACAUCCAUGA